AUGAGCUCCUCUUCUUCGGAAAACGACAGCGGUGCGGAGGAGGCUACGGUCAAUGGAGAUGACUUGAAUGUAGGGGAUGAUGCGCCGACGAGAAACGAAGAUCGCACACCCUCUGCAGGGCGCUUAGUGGAACUGUUGGAAGAAGUAAGAGAGGCUGCCCCAACACCAGAACAGCUGGGCAAUGGAUCCAACCGCUACAAAGCUGCCCGCCCGAUAGACAGCCCUUCUGAAGAUGGAUCCUUGGACGCUUUACCUCGUAGAGCUGAGAGUCCCAUAGAUUCGCUGCUGUCGAUCCCGGACGAUUCCCCUUCAGUCCAGACUCUGCAGGGCUCAGUACUCUCAUCACCUGGUGGGAGCGGCAUACUUCCGUCAGUAGCCUCCAGACCCGGUCUCGAAAGUCCUACUCCCUCCUUCCAACCCUUCGACAGGCGAUUCCAAUCCCGUCUCUCGUCCUCUAAUCUCUCCAUAUCCCGCGUCUCCUCGCCAUUUCUCAGAACCCACUCUCGCGCUGCGUCUCUGAGUAGUCAAGUAAUACCAGACCCCGGGGAUACCGACACACCAUCUCCACCAUGGGAAGUUGUACGAUGGACGAAGCUCAAGAAGAUGAACGGGCAAGCCUUUUCUGAAGUUGGCAAGCGAAAUUUCGGCGUGCCGACAUGUAUAUCAGUUUCUGCGUCUAUAGUGUUGGGGACCUCCAAAGGAAUAAUCUUAAUUUUCGAUUACCACCAGAAUCUCAAGUCAAUAAUAGGACCCGGCACCAAAGCUGUGGAAUCCGGUGCUGUGACCUCCGUUGCGAUUUCAGCGGACCACUUGAUUAUUGCAGGAGGCCAUGCCAAUGGAAGCAUCUUUACAUGGGAGACUGCCCGAGCUGCCCGUCCCUUUUUGCACAUCCCGUGUCUCGAACCUGCUCAGCUAGUCAACAGAACGCUAGAUGGACACCUUCCCAACGUUGCUGUUAGACACGUGGGGUUCCUGGGUACCAGACAUACAGCUCUUGUUUCGGCUGGUGACCGUGGCAUGGCCUUUUCACAUCUCGCAACCAGGGGUCUGGGUGCCGUUGGUCGUACUGUCAAGACCACUCGGAUACUAGGGCGGUAUCCGAACGAUGGCCCUACAACAGGAAAGCCCCGAAAGCCAAGCACUGUGCUGGCAUUUGCGCCUCUCCCCCUCGGAAAUGCCGAGAGGGGAAGUGAUACAUUAGGCCUGACCGCUAUGCUCACUCCGUAUCUGCUAGUUAUCGUGUCUACGACUCCUAUUGCUCAAACACAACACAAGGCAGCACGCCCCAAGGAAGUGGCUGCUCACAGUGCGCUAAGUGGGUGCCUGGCCUGGUUUCCAGCCGUCAAGCUGAAAGUAAGAGACCCGCAAACGGGCAGUGAUGUGUCUAAAGUAAAGCUGGUAUAUUGCUGGUCUAACGUCCUGACCUUACUGGAUGUCGACGAGGUACCAUCCUCAGAUAAAGAUGAACCGCCGAGUCUGUCGUUCAAGGCUCGGAGUAGAUGGAAAGCAGAAGAGGCUAUUGUUGCAGUCCAGUGGCUCAGUCGAUCUGUUCUGACAGUGUUGACCAUCACGCAGCGGCUGAUCAUCCUUGAAGAUGGUAGUAUGCGGAUGACCGAAGCAUUUGACCUCAUCAAUAAGCACAUAUACCACCAAGACCUGUUUUCGGAACAGUUACAUACCCUAGUUGAGCAGCUGGACGAGGAGGACGAUUCGAUGCAUGGCGUUGUAGCCGAUGCUUUCCACAUGAGCUUUAAAGCCUACAAGAGCCGAAUGUUUCUAUUGGGCUUCAACGAUGUGUCCAUUGGCACCUUGUCAAACUGGGCCGAUCGCUUGAUCGCUUUGAUGGAAAACGGCGACUACAUCGGAGCCGUCCAGCUGGCAACGUCCUACUACACAGGAGCUGCGGACAAACUGACCAUCGGUCUGCCGGAAGACACAACUCUGCGCCACUCGAUGGUGCAGGAUAAGCUUCUAGAAAUCAUGACCGCUUCAUUGAAGUUUGCGUUUGGCCAGAAGCAGACGCCGACUGUCUCUCCGGAUGCCAUUCCCCUGAGAAGCUUGGCCGAAGCAUGUUUUGAGGCCUGCCUCAGCAUUGGAGAUGUAGAUUUCCUCUUUGAGGAAGCCUACGGCUGGUACGAGGAUGGAGGCUCCGAAGGCGUCUUUCUCGAAACCCUGGAACCCCGUAUACUGGAGAAGCAGAUCCUUACCAUACCACCGACAGUUGUGAAGGCUAUGGUCACGCAUUACGUGACGAAAGGGCUGGAAAGCCGACUUGAGGAAAUGAUCUGCAAUAUGGGGACCACGACUCUCGAUAUCGAUCAAGUUACGACUUUGUGCAAACAGCACAACCUCUAUGACGCACUCAUCUACAUCUGGAAUCAAGCCCUUCACGAUUAUAUAACGCCCCUGAUAGACCUCUUAACACUUUUGAUACCCCUGGUCCAAAAUGGAGAUUAUUUCAUGAAUGGUAACGUCAUGGAGGAUCCCAUCUAUGGAGUAAACGCACUGAAAAUGUUUCCUUACCUUUCAUACACUUUCACCGGGCGAGUCUACCCUACCGGCGAGAUCCUCGGUGAACAGGAAGCUUUGGACGCCAAAGCAGAGCUUUACUGGUUCAUAUUCUCUGGCAGAACGAUUACAUGGCCUAAAUCGACCGGGCAGCCCUUCCUGACGCAGCCCACAUUGGCACACGAACCAUCGUUCCCAUACCUGCGGAUGAUCCUGAAGUUCGAUGCACCUAGCUUUCUGAGCGCGCUAAAUGAAGCUUUUGAGGACUCCUUCUUGAACGACUCGCCUGAUCGAGCUGUCAAUGGGGGUUCGAGUCGUGACCUCCCAGAGGAACACGUCUUUGGACUCUCUAUGGAUCGACAGUAUAUCAUCACAAUCCUGCUGGAAGUCAUGAAUCACGAUGACUUUGCAUCGGAAGAUACCAUCUACCUCGACAUGUUCAUCGCCCGCAACCUUCCCAAAUUUCCCCAGUACUUAUUGCUCUCAGGGACGGCAUUGCACAAGGUCCUUGCCGGCUUAUGUAACUUUCCCGGAGAGGAUCUGGCUGAUGAUGCUCAGCUGAGUGCCGAAUACCUGCUCUCAGUCUACCACCCUCCUGACUUGAAAGCAUUGAUCCCGUUGGUUGAAAAGGCUGGGUUCUACCGGGUUCUAAAGAGCAUCUACCGAUCAGAGAAGCAGUACAGCAAGCUUAUCCAGGCAUACUUUGACGAUCCAGAAGAUGGGGAUGCUAUCUUCGACUGCAUCGCCGACUGUCUAAGACCUCGCCCGGGACUGACCAAGAGACAGAUUCGAGAUGUCCACGAUGUUAUUGAACGACAUGCGAGUGAGCUUGUACAUCGCAGUGCGAAUAGAGCUGCCCAAGUUGUCGAGUCCUACGCACCCGAGCUUCAUCGGAAACUCCUGGAUUCCCUACCAGAGGACUCCGAGCUACAGUAUACUUACUUGCAUACGAUCUUCGAACCGGAAACGGGUGACGAAAGCAAACCACCCGCGCAUUCAGAGUUCACGGAAAGAUAUGUGCAGUUGAUGUGCAAGUUCGACUCCUCGCAUGUGGUAUCAUAUGUGGAAUUGGUACAAGCAAGCGACCUGCGUCUCGACAAGGUGCUGCCAUAUAUGGAGGAUAGUGGGAUUGUCGAUGCCGCUGUGGUCUUGAUGGCUCGGGAGGGCCAGUUACGAGAAGCUAUGGAUCGACUUGUCAAACACCUCAAGAAGCUCGAAGUUACACUUCUUGGGCUCUUGAACAAUUCGACUGAAGACAUGCAGUCAAUGCAUAUCGGAGAAGCUACCGAAGAUCUCUUGGGGGCAUUGCAGAAGUACACAAAUGUUGGGAUCUGGUUGUGCCAGGAUCAUAGCAGCCAGCCCACACGGACGGCAACAUCUCCCGUGCGCCGUAAACACCCACCGAGGGAUGAGCUGCUUCCAGGAGAGGCUCUCUGGCUGGAUCUUAUCGAGGCCACCGUACAAAUCACACGGAACCUCUCGGCAAGUCUUAGUGAGCUCGAAAGCACCAGAGACAUCGGUCACGAGAAAUUGCUGGCUCAACUACGGACUCUUGUGCAGCGAACUUUUACGGCUUUGCUUACCUCAACAUCCACACCUUCCCCUUCAGGUGCAAGCCUCUCAUUUCUUCGCAUCCUCCGGGCUUUCCUCACCCGGGCCUCGAUCUCCUCCCCCAAUCUCAGCGAUCUUCGCGCUGUCCUCGCCUCGAUAUUCUCCGCCUACGCAUACGAAGAGCGGAUCCUCAGUCUGGCGAACCGUCUCCUCGACAAAGACCUCUUCGUCAACGUCCAAUCCGCCACGGCGCUCCGGCAGCGCGGCUGGAGACCUCGCGGCUCUACAUGCGAGGGCUGCGGGCGCCGAGUCUGGGGCCCUGGCGUCUCGGGCAACGUGUUCUGCAAGUGGGAAGAGAGGGAAGAACGAGACUUGGAACGCAGGAGCGAACGGAGAUCAGAACAAGCUGGCGGAGCCGCCCAGCGCGGGAAGGGCAAAGCGCCUACACGAAUUCCGAGUCGAGUCAGAGGUGCUGUUGAGGUGGCCAAGGGGAAAGGCCAAGGUACGGGAACCGAUGCCGGGGGGGCGGACGACGAGCAGCUGGUCGGUCCAGAGGGGACGGCGGACCUGGGACCGCUGGUGCUGUUGGCCUGCCGGCACAUCUAUCACCAGAGCUGCCUGGAGAGCGUGCAAGGCGAUGAUAGAGUGCCUGCGGACGGGAGGGAUUUCAGGUGUCCGAUUGAUGGAUGA
Messenger RNA from Drepanopeziza brunnea f. sp. 'multigermtubi' MB_m1, 4749 nucleotides. The record is from RefSeq and is a predicted model, not a curated record. NCBI's taxonomy places the organism in Eukaryota, Fungi, Ascomycota, Leotiomycetes, Helotiales, Drepanopezizaceae.